AUGGCUUCCUCUUCCACGGCCAGGCAAAACCAAACAAAACCAGAAAACGCUUUUGAUGAAAUUGCACCUUAUUUUGUACCUAAAUCUACAGAGCCCUGGGACAUAUUUAUUAAUCAUCGCGGAUGUGAUGUAAAAUACACAUUAGCCACUACCAUCUACGAUAAACUUCAUUCCAUGGGUUUGCAUGUUUUUCUAGAUGUGGAAGCCCUUGAGGCUGGUGAUUGUAUUCCAGCAGAGAUACAACACGCUAUAACUAGUGCCACCCUUCAGAUUGCCAUUUUUUCUGUCAACUAUGCUCAAUCUCCAUGGUGUUUGGCGGAGCUAUCUUUCAUGCUCAAAACUGGUAAAAAAAUCUUUCCCAUUUUCUAUCAUGUUGAUCUCUCUGAUCUCAGCUUGGAUGGUCAAGGAAAAGGAAAAUAUGCCUAUGCAUUCUCAGAGCAUGAAAAGAAGGGCAGAUACAAAUCUGAAAAGCUUGAUGAGUGGAAAAGGGCACUCCACGAAAGUUCAUUGAUACCCGGCUACCUGGUCAGCAAUAAUGAGGAUGAGGCCACAGUUUUGAAGAAUAUUGUGAAUUGUGCAUUUGAAACCCUGAAAAAAGUUCCAUUAUCGGUAGCCGAUCAUCCAGUUGGAUUGGAUGAGUUGGUUCAACGCUUCGAAUCAGUUCGAGGAGAGGAGGAAGUGAAAAUCAAGGGGAUCGUGGGCAUGGGAGGUAGUGGGAAAACCACAUUGGCCAAAGAGCUGUUCAACAGGAACAUUUCCUCCUUUGAAAGAGGCAGCUUUGUUUUCGACGUGCGAGAUGCAGCAUCCAGAAACGCUCUGGCUGACAAGCAGAAAAAGCUUCUAAGUGACCUCGGUGUGGAUGAUUUGCAGUUCGACAAUGUAGAUGAAGGCAAGGUCGUUCUUGCAAAUCGUUUGAGCUUUCAUCAGGCGCUCAUCGUUUUGGAUGACGUGGACCACAUCGACCAGGUAAAUGCUUUAUUGCCAAAUAAAGACAAUCUUGGAUCCCAUAGCAUGGUCAUUGUAACCACUCGAGAAUUGGAUGUCCUUAUAUCAUGGGGCCUCUCCCUCUCCUGCAUUUAUAAAAUGCCAGAACUCAACACGUCAAAUGCCAAGCAGUUAUUCUGUUGGCACGCUUUCUUGCAACUCUCUCCACCCGCUGAAUUUGAAAUUCUGGUUCAAGAGUUCUUAAAGGUGUGCAAUGCUUCCUUUGCAAUUGACAAAACUUAUUUUAACGGGUUGGGGAAAAUUGCAAUGGCUUCCAAUUCAAUAAAAUAUCUUCAGGAUUUGGAAAGGCUUGUCGUUGAAUUUCGUGGUAGCAGUUUGUCAGAAGAGUUCAGUGGCCUCCAACUACUGGCGUAUUUCGGAUUAUACUCUCCAGUGCUAUCAUAG
Messenger RNA from Cryptomeria japonica (Japanese cedar), 1389 nucleotides. Its product is annotated as disease resistance protein Roq1-like. The record is from RefSeq and is a predicted model, not a curated record. The transcript has 3 exons. Gene Ontology annotation, molecular function: ADP binding. NCBI's taxonomy places the organism in Eukaryota, Viridiplantae, Streptophyta, Pinopsida, Cupressales, Cupressaceae. Bases 1 to 1389 code for a protein of 462 amino acids. Gene Ontology annotation, biological process: signal transduction; defense response.